AUCUAGUUCAUUUUCAACCUCGGCCAAAAUUACAUAAAAUUUUUUUGUAACAAAAUUUUUGGAAUUUCAUCUCUUCACCCGCAGAAUGGAUUCUAAAAAAGAGAGUAACUCGUUCGCCCCCAAAACUUUAAUUUAUAUGCUUGAAUUUGUGAUUGAUGAUUUGUUAAUAACACGUCAGAACUUAUGCGCGCCCGAGGAAUAUCCGACUUGUGUAGAGAUUACGUUCCGUUCUACAGUGUUUGUGAGCAUCUGCGACCGUGAGUACGGAACGUGUGUAAAUCCCAAGGCGCCCAAAUGCUGCAAAUGUUGUAUAUUUGCGCUGGAAUCGCCAGUAACGGACAAGGAUAUGCUUUUAAUACAUGUGUAUAAGAAGAAAACGAGUCGCUGUAAAUUUCUGAUUGGGCUGACAGAGUUGCCAAUGAAACCACUUUUCGACCGGGUGAGAGAAUCGUUCGAUGCUGAAAAUAUAAACUGGGAAAAGGUUUGGAGUGAACAGCUGCAGUUAGUGCCGAAAUUGAAGGGCCCCAACAAGGAAGUUAUGGACAAUUGUGCAUGCUACGAUCGCGGCAAUGAGCGACGCGAACAAUUGUGCCAAACCUCGGAGAUAACCAAACGUCUAUUGCCGCUCUUCAACCUGUGCAAGCAGCAGACCGGCAAUAUUGUGCUCAUCAUACGACUGGUCUGCAAUGGGCCGUCGCUGGUAUCCUCCUUUCCACUCAACACUUCAAUCUGUUCACGGAAUCCAGUCUGUCCUCCGCCCUGUCCACCCUGUGGCCAGAGUAAGCCCAGCUGCCCAGAGGAUCCCUGUGACCCCUGUUGCGGCGGUGGGUCGACAAGUGCGACUGGCGGUCCCAUGGAUACUGGCAAGAAAAGCUGCAAGGGCAGUUGUCCAUCUUGUCCACCACCCAGCUGCGUUCAGCCAGAUCCCUGCGCGCGGCCAGUCGACGAUAGAGGGAAGUGCCUGCGCUACUUUGCCUGCAAUCUGGACAAGAUGUGCCCCUGUGACACCUGCGAGGAUGAGUUUGACCGCGAGUGUCCCACUGUACCGAGCAAGCGACGUCCGAAAUCGGUCAUUGAACAGCGCCUGGAGCCUUGUGGUCCCUGCGGUGGCGUUCCAGCCCAUCCCCGAUACGUACAAACUCAAAAGCAACUGGGUUUGGAGGAGAGCCGUAAGGAGAAACGUGAGGAAAAUAAACAAAAGGAGAAGGAGAAGAAGAAGGGCAAACGUGAGUCUGGCGGCGGUCUGUACCGCGAAGACGAACCGUCAACGUCCUGCUUCGCCGGAGAGUCGAACCAAGCUCCCGACUGUGGCGGCCCGGAAGCCUGCAAUCACUGCUGCCCCGAAUAUGCCAGUUGCUGUAAUAUUGCGCGUAGUCGAGCCAUACGUCAAUUGCAUCAUCUCCUGCUCAAGUACAACAUUCACGUGGACUGAUCUCUCCCAUGUGCAUCAGGCAAACGGCAAAGACAGAAACCCAACGGAGCACAAUGCGUAUAUACUUAUACGUAAAUUUGUAUAUACCUAUAUAUAGUUAUAUAUCCAUAAAACUAAAUGGAACUCAAAUCGGAAUGCCUCGGAUCGCACUUCGUUCUACUGCCAGUGAUCGACGGUCGUUAGUCAGUGUUGUCCCAUGUCUCAUUCGACCAACACAAAGUUUCAAAUCUAGCGGAAUACCUUAGAGUAAUCGUCGACUCGGAGCUGAAAGGGAGACCAGGUGCAGUACAUGCCGUAGCAAGCUUUGAUAUUCAAGAUGAUAAAGCUGUUAUUUGGGGGGUCAGACUAUUAUUUGAAUGAAUCUUAGCUUUCACGGAAGAAACUCGUUUUAACAAACCUCACUCAUAAUAUGAAUUAAA
This is a messenger RNA of Drosophila navojoa, 1851 nucleotides long. RefSeq lists its product as uncharacterized. The record is from RefSeq and is a predicted model, not a curated record. NCBI's taxonomy places the organism in Eukaryota, Metazoa, Arthropoda, Insecta, Diptera, Drosophilidae.